AGGGGCAGGUGGUGCAGAACUCGGAGCGUACAGACGAAUCCUGGGGACGGGCGCGAUUCCGAGCCCAAGAAAAGCUUGCGAGCCACACGUUGCCAGAGAAUCGGCCAAGUGGCCCUCAACGCUCGCUUUUGCGCUCCUGUCCCGUCCAGUGCCCGUGCCAUGCUCGCGCGCUGCUCGGCGCCCUUCAAGAACCAUCUGCCAAUCGAAGAAGAAGAUGAUGAUGAUGAUGAUGAUGCCUCGAUGCGUUGCGGCGGAAGUUGAACAUGGAGGCUGCUGCUCCUCGGAAUUUGCCGGACCAUCAGUGGCUCGUGACGAUGCGGCACCCGCUCUUGCGUUAAUCCGCUCGUUCCUCGCCUCCUAAUUUUGGGCAACUACUUUUCUAAUUCGGGUCCGAUUCCGACAUGAAUUCACACCAGCGUCGGAUCCGAACCGGGUCUGCGAGUGUCUUGAGUUUGAAUGAAUGAGUGAAUGAGGGAUUGGAUGCCGGGGUUUUGUUAGUUUUUGGGGGUUUAGUUUUGUUAGUUUUUCUCGGCGCGGCAACGAAACAUCGGCAAUUCUUGAGAGUUCUGGUAGUUAGUUCCGGACAUGAGGUUGUGGCGGUUUACAAUGUAGGUUGAGGUUCGGUUGCCUCUCCCAGCACGGAGCUUCAUGGCGGCGAUGACAGUGGAAUUUGCACUGAAUCCAGCAAAAUCCGCAGCGAGUUGGAGCUUCGGACGAAGUAGGGUGGAAGGGCGUAAUGUGUGUCGGCUGACGGGGACGGAGAGAGUAGCGUUUGCGAGUGUUGCCUGCAAGGAUGGUGGGAAGGGCAAACGUCGACUUUUGUGGGUUGCUUGUGCCGACCCGUCGGGCUCGUCUUCGUCGCAGCCCAAACCUCGGAAAGCAAGAAGUAAAUGUGAGGGUCCCACAAAGAAUGACUUGAAGUUGGUGAAAGAUCUCAAAGAGUUCAUGUGCGCUUGUGAUCUCCCCCCCACGGAGGUUCCGACCACCAAAGAUCUCAUACGCAAUGGCAGGCAGGAUCUCGCUAAUGCAGUUAGACGGAGGGGCUACAAGGUUGUGGCGCAUCUUUUGGGACUUGCUCCCGGACCAGAAGCUGCUCAUAGCACCUCUACAGAUGAAGCUAAAGAAUCUACAGCCAUUUCAACGACGAGAGACAGUAGCGUAAAUGGUGCGGCGGGAAACUUUUCAGCAGAGUCUCACCAGGCAUCUCGCAAAGGAGACAACGAAACCGGUUGCGUAACAGUUUCUAAUAGUGAAGCCGAAAGCUUGAGUCCUGGGAGAUCUGUAAGUGAAGGUGAGAGCUUGAAUGAAGCUGUCUCCUUAUCUGAAGGUACUCUUAGAGAGAGUUUGGCUAGCUCACCAACGCUUGUGCCGGAGAUUCUCAACACAGAAACUCAGAAGCAGGAGUCAGUGGGACAAACUUCUUUAGGAGUGAAAGCGGACUACAUCCAAGAACGUCAGUUGAAUAUUAUCAAAGGUGCAAGCCAAACCUUGGAUCUUUUGCAGAAACUAAAUUCUGGUUCAAAAAGUGAAGAUGGCGUUGAUGGUAAUGAGUCUGAGAGCGAUUACUCUGACGAUGAGUAUGAAGAUGAUGAAGAAGACGACAAGGAUAGCAUCAUAGGAGUGCCAGUGCCCGGACCUGGCUCUAGCUUUGAGUCACCUGAGGAAUUUGCCGCUACCAAGGCUGCUCUCUUGAAAUCUAGGAUACUUGAGUACUUUGAUAGUCGUAAAGAAGAUCAAGUGAAGCCAGAAUCAAUCCAAGAUGCUAGGACCACGGAGCAAUUGGCCAUGGAGCAAGUCAAUAAUGUUCUCGAGAGAGACACCGAAUUAGAAAACAAUCAAAAGUUAGAGGUUGAGAAGGAGUUAGAACGCUUCAGAGACUUGCUGCAUGCAAGGGAGUUAGUUCUUUCCGAGGUUACACAGGAGCUGGAGGAAGCUAAGGCUCAAUUUUCUCUAGCCCGAGCAAAGGCAACUGCAGAGCUGGUCCACGCCACACAACUUGCCGUUGAAAGGGAAGCUCGAUUGCAGCAAGCAGAACAAACCCUGGCAAGUUUGAGACAGGUACACUUGGAAUGGUGGGGCGAAGCCGGACAGGUGGAAGUCGCCGGAACCUUCAAUGGAUGGCAACAUCGGAUACUCAUGGAACCUGAUCCCUCGUCCGAAAUUCCUAAAGCAGACGGCUCAAGGGGUCCCAUGAUGUGGGGAACGCAUCUCUGUCUUUACCCAGGAAUAUAUGAGAUCAAGUUUAUCGUAGAUGGGAACUGGCAGUUGGACCACAGGAGAGAGGUCGUAAUGCGGCACGGCAAUCAAAAUAACGUUUUGAGAGUGGAAUAAAAUUCACUAAUUUAGAGCUUCUGAACCGUGUGAUUUAGGGGCACACAUGGUCAAGAGCGAUAAGAUUUUGACAUUUCUAACCUAGACAACUGUGUCUGACGGGCAUUGUAAUCUUAGCGCCUUUGAAAGUUAUGGUGCGAUUGAGUCAAAUAUGAAGUAUAGCUCAGCUCGGUGUAUAAUGGUUCAUAUUCCUUGAUCGAAGGAACAUUUUCCGAUUGUAAUGUUCUCACUUUUAGUGCUUCCAUCACGUUUUCCGACUUCAUCACGGCUCUGACUGGUACAAGUAAAAGGAACGGCCAGCUUUGUGAAGACUUCAUCUGAAACGUAUGUAUUGGGCCAAGUUAUCAAUUCAAGUUAGUCCAUAAGUGAGUCGCUCACCAAAGUUCGUGAAGAUCGAAGACAAAAAGUUCCUGCAGUCUCACUGGUGAUCUAUCUUACUUGCUGUCACCAAUUUGCACGUAAAUGUAUCACAAGGAAGUAUGAAAUGAUUGUUCGAUUGGAUACAGUUGUUAUUCAAGCCAAAUCGGACUCGCAGAUAUU
Marchantia polymorpha subsp. ruderalis is the source of this 2871-nucleotide messenger RNA. Lineage: Eukaryota; Viridiplantae; Streptophyta; Marchantiopsida; Marchantiales; Marchantiaceae. The record is from the annotation of a GenBank genome assembly.